This is a messenger RNA of Ruditapes philippinarum (Manila clam), 494 nucleotides long. RefSeq lists its product as uncharacterized. The transcript is spliced from 4 exons. The record is from RefSeq and is a predicted model, not a curated record. The coding region runs from base 51 to 440 and encodes 129 amino acids. NCBI's taxonomy places the organism in Eukaryota, Metazoa, Mollusca, Bivalvia, Venerida, Veneridae.
UGUAUGUUUAAACAAAUUUUGUUUGUUUUGUUUUAAACAGGUCAUUUCAAAUGAGCUGUAGUGCUGUUGAAACAAAAUUACAUGAUCAGGCUUUGGCAUGGCAGACAGCCGUCAACUGUCAAAAUGGUGGCGAGAAAUGUCUGUACAGUAUUUCAUCAGAGACUGGCACAACCUUGAAGAUUAUUCAUGAGACACCCGUCCACAAUUACAAGGAUACUGUGACCUUCACCUUCUCUCAAGGUAGCACAGCUGAUUCCUGCAAUGUUCAUGGUUAUUCCACCUCACAGACAUGGUAUGCAGUAUUGGAUUACAGUACUAACUAUUGCAACAUGAGAAAUCUUCUUGAAGGUUCAAAUCUUCACACCAGUACUGGGUUCACUGAGACAACAGAUGAUAGUAUCUGCACACAAUACUCCAAGAGAAAUUGUGACAAAUACUAAACUUCUUAUAUUUAUUACUAGUUAAUAAACAUAAUUAAACUAUAUAAAUACAAA